Messenger RNA from Leptosia nina, 3519 nucleotides. The record is from the annotation of a GenBank genome assembly. Lineage: Eukaryota; Metazoa; Arthropoda; Insecta; Lepidoptera; Pieridae.
AUGUCUACUAACCUCAUAAAUUUAUUAGACAUAGCCUCAGAAAAAUUUGUCCGUCUAGAAAUAAUAACGGCUAUUCCUGAUAUAAUAGGAGAUCAAGAGCAUGAUAAUGUUGCUGUAGAAAUGAGUAGGAUCCUCUCUGAGGAUCAUGAGUUAAUUCCAGCUAUUUUAGAUUGUUUGUCUUACUUAUGUCUCUCGGACGAACAGUAUGAAAAACUGCAGAAAAAGACAAUUAACAUUUUAAUGAGUUUAUCAAAAUGCAAUUAUUUUCCAAAUUUUGUUAAAUUUCUUCUUAUGCCCAGAGGUAUGACUGACUGCAAAUAUUUAGAAGUAAUUAAUGAUCUCAGGAAUGCUUUAGGCUGGUCUACAUCGUUUGGGAACCCUCAAGAUAUUGCAUCGAGUCAAGUACUUACAGCUACGGCUAUAAGAAAUUCUAUGGUUUCUUCUAAAGUUGUUAGUAAUGCUUGGAUGAAAGUUGUUUCUAACUGUAAGGAAAGUUGUGAACAAAAACCUAUUGAUAUUAUUAUAAUGUUAAUUUUGUAUACAACAUCGGAAGAAAAACAGAAACAGGUAGAACUUCUACUAAUGAAGCAGAUUAAAAAUAAUGUUUUAAAAGAAGAUUUAUUAGUAGCUACUUUUAAAACAUUUAAACCAAUAUUGGAAGUCAAUUUGAGAUCAUUAAUUAUUUUAACUAACAGUCUCCUAAAAGCAAAAUCAAAUUUAGAAAUUCAAGAGUUUGCCACAUACAUGUAUACUCAAAUGUUUUCUACAUUAGAAGAAUGUUGCCAGACAAUUAUUGCAGAGCUACUUCAGCUUUGCUCAGAUUGCAAGCAUUGUGUAAUGAAUAUAUUAACUAUCUUGAAUAAUGUAGCAGAGAAAAAUGUCACGAUAUUAAAGCCUCAAUAUUUACAAAUGUUGAUGUUGCUAGAUAGAAUGGAUGAUAUGAACAUAUUUGAAAAACGUGCAGUUUUAAAUUUACUUUGUUGUCUAGCAUAUACCUGUGAAAACUCAGCAAUCAGGGAUGAUGUCCACAUGAUUAUUAGAAAAGAAUUAGGAAGUUCAAAUCCAACUAUUAAAGUUCAAGGUGUAAUAGCUGGCAUAUAUGCAGUCAAAUAUCUUAUGGCUGGUAAAAAUGGUGAAGACACUUCAUUACAUUUAUCAAAUGAUGUUAGCUUCAGUUCUGUGGAUCAAUUUCGCGAAGGAGACCUAAGGGAGGCAGCUCAAAUAGUUGAGCUAAUAAGUAGAAGUACAAGACAGUUUCCCGAUAUGAUUGUUCUCUUUUAUGAUGAACUUUCCAAAUUAUUUGAGCGUCCUAUAGCUAUAAACAAAAAUUUUUUAGUUUGGCUUACUGAUGCCGUCACAAAUGAUUUACAACAAAACUUUAUUGUAGACGAUAUUGAAGACCGACAAUUUGGUAAUAUAAAAUUAUCAAUGCAAUUUUGUCUUAAUAGUGACAGUGAGAUUGAUGAAGUCACAGCCAUUAAUAUUGGAGGAUUAAUAUGGAAAUGUAGCAAUGAUAUUAAUAUAUGUUUACUUUCACCAUUAUUUCAACUUGUACAGGUAUUACAUUUAAGGCAACAUGAUGGUAAUCUGUCCAGUGUUGACGUACUUUUGGGUUGCGCCGUUGUCAUGCCGAUUUGUGAUAUUGAUGAGAUUAAGGACAAGGACAUAGAUGACAUAAGGUUUAUACUGGACUGUUUUGUUUACUGUAUUAAUUGGUUUCGUGAAUUAAUUAAUGCAUUUGCGUCCCAGAAUGAUCCUCAUCUGCAUGCUAAGAUUUUUAAAAGGAUUUUACAAGUGCAGCAAUUAGAAUCUUUAGUUGAACGAAUUCUGCUUACUACGAAUAUUACAUAUAAGAUACCUUCCAAUACGUUAAAUAUAAGCAAAGAUGAUAAAAUAAUACCUAAAGUACAAAGCAAUAAACUAAAGAAUUCAAGUAACGAUGAAUCUAUCCUCCCCGAAACGGGUAGAACUCAAGGAACACAAAAUAGCAAAUCCCUUAAAUCCAAAACAGAUUUCGCUGCUACUGUAUGUUAUAGGCCUCUAUCUUUAAAUGUAACAAAAUUGUUAAAUCAUGCUUUAUCAAAUUGUGAGGAAAUAGAUGACAUCAGUCCAGCGCUAACUAUCGAGGGUUUUAAAUAUAUAAUACGAAAUAUUUGCUUCACCGUUGAACCAAUUUUAAUUUCAAAGUUAAAACAAAAAACGUUUUUUAAUAAGAACGAUACUAACACUAUUUACGAUAAAAGUAAAGCUGGUGAUUAUGCUAAAUGCAUUUAUGAAAGUUUACCUCACCUAAUGGGUCAUUUUAAAUGUAUCAUAUCAGAAAUUGAAAUACUUAGUGAUAGUGCUAGUCAAAAUGAAAGUGAAUUUAUUUAUAAUUCGAAAACAGACGACCUACUUGUUUCAUUAGAAAACAUUUAUAAUUUGCUUGCUGUUUAUUUUAAAUGGAUUGGAUUUAAAAGCGAUAUUGCCCUAUUAAAAACAUCUCUACGCAUUAUAAAUCCAAUGGCAGGUGAUAGUUCUUUAGCAUUCAAAGAUUUGUUAGUUGCGGUCGUAAAAUGUUUCCAGCAAUAUGAAAAGUAUUGUUUGCAACUAUCAACUGCUGUAUCCUUUAUAGAACUUUUAAAGUCACUACAAGGAUAUUCGUCGAGCAGAGAAAUUCAUAUUAUUUUAAAAGAUACUGCGAAUAACUUUUUAUCUAAGCAGUGGAAAGCUCCAAAUGGUGCAUUAGAGAGAGGGUUAUUGUUUAAUAAGAGCAUUGAUAGUCUUGCAAAAAUAUAUUUACUAAGCAAUGAAGUAUUAGAAUUGAAAAACAUAGCACUUUCAUUAUUAAGGGACAUAGAUACAUUAAAAAACAGAAAUAAUUCGUUAAACUCUUUUAAAUCUAUAAACAAAUCUAACUUCCCAGUAUUUUAUAGAAAUUUAGGGACAGCCUUGCACGAAAUAACUAAACUUAACUUAAAUAAAAGGCUCACUAAUGAAGAACAUUUAGACUUAUGGAAAGACGUUACGUAUAUUUUAAAAUGCAUGUCUGAUAUGGCAAAAAGUUUGGACAGUAGAAGUUAUUUGUCAUCGUUUUUCAAAAAAUCCCUCCCCACUAUCAAGCUAUUUUUGUCACAUGGAAUACCAAUUAUAGAGUUACAAUUCAAGAGUCAAACUCAGGAGGCGUUGGAAAUAUUAAAAACGCUUCAGCAAACAACCAGGUUUUUACAGUCGCUUUGCUGUCAUUCUCGAUUGAAAAAAGAUAGCGUACUAAUGAGUAAAGUUCCUUCCAUGAGACAACUACUGGAAACUCUAAUAUACAAAGUAAAAGCUGCAUUGACUGCUAAUAACUGUUCAGAGGCUUUUUGGAUGGGAAAUCUUAAAAAUAAGAAUAUUCAUGGUGAAGUUAUCACGUCGCAACAAAGUGAGGAGGAAUACUCUGUUGAAGAUUGUGAUGAUCAAUUACCGGAAGACGACAGCGAUGAGACAGAUGAUGAAAUGAUGACUCCAGACACAAAAGGUUUAAGUGAUAUAGUUUAA